Messenger RNA from Exaiptasia diaphana, 558 nucleotides. Its product is annotated as N-alpha-acetyltransferase 35, NatC auxiliary subunit. The record is from RefSeq and is a predicted model, not a curated record. The annotation marks the transcript as partial. Lineage: Eukaryota; Metazoa; Cnidaria; Anthozoa; Actiniaria; Aiptasiidae. Gene Ontology annotation, cellular component: NatC complex. Gene Ontology annotation, biological process: N-terminal peptidyl-methionine acetylation. The transcript has 5 exons.
AAUCAACAGGCAGAAAUAAAGAAGAAUGAAGCCAUCCUUGCAAGACUCAAGUUUUUAAAGGCUUUUUACUGCUCUAUUGUGGCUCUGGAUAAACAUGAAUGCAGUGGUGUGAGUACAGCAAAACAGCUUCUUAAUACAGCAUUGACCUUAGUUGAUCCUAUUAAAAAAACAAUUGAGCUUGGUACACAUGGAGAUUUAGAGAAAGGUGAAAUGUUGGGCUUUGAGCCACUUGUGAACCAGCGUCUUCUGCCACCAUCCUUCCCUCGUUAUGUAUCAGUAUUUGGUAGAGAAGCAGCUGUAGACUACUUACAAGUGGUUGUCAAGAGACUGAUCCAUGUUUGUGGAGUUGUGGAAUAUACUCCUUUGCAUAUGAUUAUUGAUUUUGUCUCUGAAUUCAGCAAGACACAUCCAUGUGUACUGACCAGAUCCACCUUACAGGUGAAAUUGAAUUCAUUUGGUUUAAGUUGUGAGUUAUGUUUUAAGGUUUUGAGAGUUUUGAGAGGUUACCCUAUAAUUGGUUGACUCCUUUGGUCAAUGAUAAGAGAGAUUCUUUGCUGA